AUGGAUGAGGCGGCGGCGGCCGGGCGGCGCGAGAGAGCGAGCGAAACGGGAGUCGCCUGCGACAACACACGCCGGGGAGUCGCAACCCCGUCCGCCGCACUCGCGGACCGACCCCGACACGACCGGGAAACGCAACCACGACCACCUCUCCUCCUUCUUCUUCUUCCCCCGCGGCAUCGGGAGAGCCGGACGGCCAACACCGGGCGCGGAGCGAGGGUUCGUUCGGGCGGGGGAGGGAAGGGAGCGGCGGGGCGGAGGAGCGGCCGGCGACGGCCACCCGCGGGAACGACGGAUCCGCCACCACCGCCGACACCACGGGGGGCGGAGGCGCGGGACGGUCACGGGGGACGGCGGGGGCGGAACCGGGAAAGCCACACCCGUCGGAGCCCCCCGCGAGACCCGUCGGAGCCCCCCGCGAGACGGACACGCCCCCGGGCGCGACACACCGCGCCUAUUUGGCCACGGCAAGAAACCGCGCCGGCGGGAACGGCGGGGGUCCGUGGGCGGGACGGGGCCUCGGCGGGCCCCCACACGCAACGGCAGCGAGGCGCAACGCCGGGGAAGAGCGGGAUCGCCGACCCUCCCUCCGGGAGGAGUCCGGGAAUAGACCGGGAGCGGGCGGGAGAGACCACCCCAACGGGGCGCGGCGGGAGAUCUGGCGGCAGCCGAGCCUCGGCGAGAGCCGGAGGAACGGGGGGGACCCGUGAAAACGCCGACCGCGUCGCGGGAGAGACGGGAGGCGAGACGGGCGAGAGGAGGGCCGCCGAGACCUCGGGGAGAGGAGGAAACAUCGACCGGAGCCCCCGCCGCUACAGGGCGACGGGGCCGGAAGAGCCCCCAGACGCACCUCGGCCGGCGGACCCACCAAAGACGGGUAACUGCAGCCGCAAGCCCCUUCUCCCCUCGCGGGGGGCCGGACGCACGCGGGAGACCUCCCCCGGCGCCACACAACGUCCACACGCAGAACGCGGCCGCAGCCGCGGGGCCGGGACCGCCCUCCAACUGCUCCACCCGCACACGCCGAGCGGCCUCUCCCGGACCGCGCCGAACGCCCGAGGCGCGACCGCGCGUGCACGGGGCGACCCUCCCCCCGAGGGGGGCACGGGUCCCGGCCAGCACGGCCGCGGGGGUCGGCCCGGACACGAGGGAGCCGGCAGCGGCGGGCGGGGAGGGGGAACGACACGGCAAGGACGAGAUGCCGGCGACGGCGGGGGCGACGACGGGAACGGGCCCCCUCACCCGAGCACGCACCGAGAGAGAGGCCGCCCCCGCCCUGGCGGCGACCGGCCGAACACCGGGGGGCGAAAACGGACGGGAAUCACACCGCUCACACUCCGGGAGCGGUCCCGCCACACCCGCGGCGCCGAACCGAGUCGACCCCAGAAACGACGACGGCCCCCCCCAACGGGGAGCCCCGGGGAGACGCAACGCGAGAGGCUGCCGAACGCCGACGCCACCGCCGCCGAGGGCCCCUCGAGCGGGAACGGGACCCCCCCGACGUCCGACGACGAGCCGGACGCGGCCGACCGCCGUCUCCAAAAGGCCGCCCCCGAGAGAGAGAUCGAUACACCGCCGAGACCCGGACGACCCCGGAUCCCCCGGAGGGGGGAAAGGUCACCCGCGCUCCCCCAACCGUGGGAACGCUGCCGAGGAGGGGGGGCGAGCGGGACGACGCCCCGCCACACGAACAGACCACAACGCACGCACCACGCGCGGCAACGUCCAAGUCGCGGGAACGGCAAAGACGGGGACGCGCACGGGAGGGCCGCACGCGGCGGGCGGCCACGGGGUGGGGGCAGGGGAACAGGGACGGGUGGGACCGGGAGCCCACCACCGCCCUUCCGCUACCCGUCCCGCGGCGCCCCACGGGGAUGGGAUGGGGCAGACCGCGCGCGCGCGGGGGUGCACACGCGGCCCUUCCACCACCGCUACCGCCAACCUCCGCCACGAGAACCCAACACUCCGCGACACCGGCAUGACGCCGAGCUCUUGCCCCGCGUGAUCCCUCCCCGGACUCGGAGCGAGGAGGCGCGGGCCGCGCUAGAGAAGGAACGCUUUCUCACCGAGGGCGGGGCAUACCCAACCCGACCAAGCACCCCCGGCCGCGGCCAGCCGGAGAAACGACGUGCGUGCGGGCGUGACGCUCACGCAACUCGACCUCCGUCGAGCAACGGGGGGAAGACACGCACGCGGGGGGUCUGCGUUAUGGCCCGCCUCCCGGGACACGCCGAGGGCACACGGCACGCAACGACGCGGUGGACGCUCACCCGACGAGGGGCCCCCCCUCUCGGAAACGGGCACCCCAAGGAGCCUCUCACCGGCCUUUGGGUCAUUACACUCGACCCCCCCUCCUCCUUCUCCUCUACCGUGUCUCCCGCACCAGCGGAGCGGGCACGGACCCACAAGAGGGACGGCAAACAACGGGAACAAGCCACGCACGCCGCAAGCAAGCAAAGCCGAGCACAGGAGGCGCCAGAGGGAACGGGAAACGCCACCGCCGCUCAGAAGCGGGCACCUCGAAGUCCUGGGACGCUCCAGGGGCACCGCGAGGAUCGCAAAGAACGAGGCGCGCGCACACCGACCGGGAGCGGCACGCGACGCCGCAGAUGA
Molecule: messenger RNA, 2610 nt
Organism: Meriones unguiculatus (Mongolian gerbil)
Lineage: Eukaryota; Metazoa; Chordata; Mammalia; Rodentia; Muridae
Product: collagen alpha-1(I) chain-like
Exons: 3
Coding region: 1-2610 (869 amino acids)
Source: RefSeq, a predicted model, not a curated record